AUGUUCCAAUUACAAGGCCCACAAAUGCUGCAGAUACUGGAGAAAUCCUUGAGAAAGUUUCUCCCUGAGUCCUUAAAGGUGUAUGGGACCAUCUUCCACAUGAACCAGGGAAACCCGUUCAAGCUAAAGGCCCUGGUGGACAAGUGGCCUGAUUUUAACACAGUGGUUGUUCGCCCCCAGGAGCAGGAGAUGACAGAUGACUUUGAUCACUACACCAACACCUACCAAAUCUAUUCCAAGGACCCCAAGAACUGUCAAGAAUUCCUUGGCACAUCACACGUCAUCAAUUGGAAACAACAUUUACAGAUCCAAAGUUCACAAUCUAGCCUGGAUGAGGUGAUACAAAAUCUUGCAGCCAUUAAACAGGUCAAGGUCAAGCAAACACAAUGCUUCCUCUAUAUGGCGCCAAACACAGCAAGAAGACUGCUCCCUUCACUGCCAGUGGUAAAGGAUUUACCUCUUGAAAUCGGCAGACCCAAAGCCAUGAACCAAGAGCUGUUUAAACUCUCCUCUCUCGAUGUUACCCAUGCUGCCCUGGUGAAUAAGUUCUGGCAUUUUGGUGGCAAUGAGAGAAGCCAGAGGUACAUUGAGCGCUGUAUCCAAAACUUCUACUCCUUCUGCAUCCUGGGGCCCGAGGGGACCCCUGUGAGUUGGGGCCUGCUGGACCAGACAGGAGAGAUGCGAAUGGGGGCCACUUUACCUAAAUACAGGGGCCACGGUUUCAUAUCUAUUAUCUUGUUUGCCUCUACUCAGGCUCUGGAGAAAUUCAACUUUCCCUUAUAUAACCAUACAGACAAAGCCAACAACAUCAUACAGAAAACCAGUCACAAUCUGCAUUUCAUUCCCAUGCCCUGUGACUGGAACCAGUGGCAAUGUGUCCCUCUGUGA
Molossus molossus (Pallas's mastiff bat) is the source of this 888-nucleotide messenger RNA. Its product is annotated as glycine N-phenylacetyltransferase-like. Bases 1 to 888 code for a protein of 295 amino acids. Gene Ontology annotation, cellular component: mitochondrion. Gene Ontology annotation, molecular function: glycine N-acyltransferase activity. The record is from RefSeq and is a predicted model, not a curated record. NCBI's taxonomy places the organism in Eukaryota, Metazoa, Chordata, Mammalia, Chiroptera, Molossidae. The transcript has 5 exons.